UUUAUGCUUGAUGAUGCAAUUUAUAUCAUUAACUUCUCAACAAGUAUCCUUCUUUCAAGAAAUUUUAAUAAAGCAUAUCAUCAUGCAUCAUCAGUGUGUUGUAUCAAAGAUAAAAAUUAUUGUCUACUUGAGUUUAUGCAUAACCAUGGCGUAGCUUUUGAUGGUGUGCACAAGCCAAGGAUUUUCAGAUUUCUUUUGCGUUUGUGAAAUUCAUGAUAUUAGUCAUUCUUAUGCUAAUUUUCAGCCACUUCGGCCGAUUUAUAAGCAAGUUUCGGAAAAUCAAAAUGCUGAGAUAUUCUCUGCAAAUACGCUCCUUGUUAUUCUGGGGACUAGUCUCCUUACAGCUAGGGUUGGCCUUUCCAUGACAUUAGGAGCGUUUUUGGCUGGUUUGCUUCUUGCAGAAACAAGAUCCAGUCUUCUUACAGAAGCAAUGAAAAAAUUACUCGUCCAUGCAAGUAGAAUGAUAUCAAUUUUAACAGAUUGAUAUGAUCACAGUAUUGAUGAACAGGAAUAGUUUGCUCCAAUACCUCUGGUUAACGGCCAUUGUUCUUUGGGUUUCAGGUUGGAA
Molecule: messenger RNA, 568 nt
Organism: Camellia sinensis
Lineage: Eukaryota; Viridiplantae; Streptophyta; Magnoliopsida; Ericales; Theaceae
Source: RefSeq, a predicted model, not a curated record